UAACGUUUGUUUCUGUAAGACAAAAAUAAAAGAUUAUCUGAACUAUUAAUGAAAUAUUUAGCUAAGCUGAUUUAUAGCCUUAGAUUAUCGAUUGUAUUCUCCAGUGAUCUGUAUUUAAUAUGUUUCCAAUAGGUUCAUUUCAGCCAACAAAUGAAAUGAUGCUCAAAUUCUAUAGCUUCUAUAAGCAGGCAACUGAAGGACCCUGUAAACUUUCAAGGCCUGGAUUCUGGGAUCCUAUUGGAAGAUACAAAUGGGAUGCUUGGAGUUCAUUGGGUGAUACGACCAAAGAGGAAGCCAUGAUUGCAUAUGUUGAAGAAAUGAAAAAGAUUCUUGAAACUAUGCCUAUGACUGAGAAAGCUGAAGAGUUGCUACAUGUCAUAGGUCCAUUUUAUGAAAUUGUAGAAGACAAAAAGAGUGGCAGAACUUCUGAUUUAACCUCAGCUGAAAGCAGUGAUAGUGGAGCUGAGUCUGAGGAAGAAGAGGCCCAAGAAGAAGUGAAAGGAGCAGAACAAAGUGAUAAUGAUAAGAAAAUGAUGAAGAAAUCUGCAGACCAGGGGCACCUGGACCAUAAGAAUUUGGAAAUCAUUGUUGCUAAUGGCUAUGAUAAAGACAACUCUGCUCAGGAUACACAGAAUGACAUUCAUGCCGGUUCUUCCUUGAAUGGCAGAAGUGCUGAAGAAAUAAAGGCUGUAGAUGAAAACUUGGAGCAAACUGGAAAAGAUGCUGUCUGCAUUCAUCAAGAUAUAAAUGAUAAUCAUGUUGAAGAUGUUUCAGGAAUUCAGCAUUUGACAAGUGAUUCAGACAGUGAAGUUUACUGUGAUUGCAUGGAGCAAUUUGGACAAGAAGAGUCUUUAGACAGCUUUACAUCAAACACUGGACCAUUUCGAGAUUACCUGGAUGGUGAUCCCAAUCAGCCCUUGGAAUAUUCUGCUUUUCCUGAAGAAGGAUCUCCUGGAAAAGGCAACAUUGGGGAAAUGCAGGUGGUAGCAGUUGAAGGAAAAGGUGAAGUAAAGCAUGGAGGAGAAGAUGGGCGGAGUAACAGCGGAGCACCACACCGUGAGAGACGGGGUGGAGAAAAUGAGGACUUCUCUAACGUCAGAAGAGGGAGAGGGCAUAGAAUGCCACACAUGAGCGAAGGAUCCAAGGGUCGGCAAGUAGGAAGCGGAGGUGAUGGGGAGCGCUGGGGCUCUGAUAGAGGGUCAAGAGGCAGCCUCAAUGAGAUUGCUCUCGUCCUCAUGCGCCUGCAGGAGGACAUGCAGAACGUCCUUCAGAGACUUCAUAAACUGGAAACACUAACGGCUUCGCAGGCAAAAUCAUCAACAUUACAGACCUGUAAUCAGCCUCCCUCACAGAGACCAUCUUGGUGGCCCUUCGAGAUGUCUCCUGGUGCAUUAACUUUUGCUAUCAUAUGGCCUUUUACUUCCCAGUGGUUGGUGCAUUUAUAUUAUCAAAGAAGGAGAAGAAAACUGAACUGAAGAAAAUGAUAUUUUCCCCAAGAAGACUACGGGGCCUGAAUGACCUCAGAAUGAAAUGGAAUGUGGAACUCACAAGAAAUCUUAGUUUGUGAUGAUUACAUUUCUUUUUGUCGUCGAAUAGUUUGGUUUGUGUACAUAUAUACAUAUAUAUAUAUAUUUUGCACUACACAAAUGAUAACAUUUUAAGGACUAAUAUUGCUGAUACUUGAAUAAUUAAUCUCAACUAGGUUAUAAGUAGCAUACAUAGAUUUGCCCUACCCUUGAACUUGAAGGACAUUAAAUUAUUAAUUAUUGUUUGGUAACAUGUUUACCUGAUUAUCUCCCAUAGAGAACUAUAAGCUGCUUUUCCAAGGUACAGUUGUGAUAAUGAGAUGAGAUUUGUAACUGGAU
Mirounga angustirostris (Northern elephant seal) is the source of this 1865-nucleotide messenger RNA. Its product is annotated as acyl-CoA-binding domain-containing protein 5-like. The record is from RefSeq and is a predicted model, not a curated record. Gene Ontology annotation, biological process: pexophagy; fatty acid metabolic process. Lineage: Eukaryota; Metazoa; Chordata; Mammalia; Carnivora; Phocidae. Gene Ontology annotation, cellular component: peroxisome; cytoplasm. Gene Ontology annotation, molecular function: fatty-acyl-CoA binding.